GGGGCGGGCCCGGGCGGGCCGGGGAGGGGCGCUACUGUCCGGCGCAGUCUGUUCUCCUACUCUGUCGCUCUCCACCCCGGCACCUUGGGAAUGUGGAUUCCGGACUCCAGCGACCGCAGUUGAGCCAGCCUUGGCAAUCCUCCUGGACCACUUGCUGAGGAGCAGGAUCUCGCCGACGCGUCUGAGAGCAGGUCAGGAGCUAACUAGGUCUGCUUGGGCUUUUGGAGACGAAGACCCUUCAAGACCAAUGAUCAGAUGCCCCAGCAGCUGGCCAGAAGCUUCCAUUGAACAGGCCCUCAGGUGCACUGACAUCAGUGACCAUAAUUAAGCUCUGGAAUGAGCUCAGAAUGACGGAUAACAAGGAUUUAGAAGCUGAAAUCCACCCCUUGAAGAAUGAGGACAGAAAGUCACAGGAAAACCUGGGGAACCAAUCGAAGGAUGAAGAGAACUUGAAGAGCAAGCCUCUGCAGUCUCGACUGUCCCGAUGCCGCACGGUGGCGUUCUUCCUUUCCUUGUUUAUCUGUCUCUUUGUGGUGUUUGUCGUCUCUUUCAUCAUCCCAUGUCCAGACCGACCUUUGUCUCAGGGAAUGUGGAGGCUUGACUACAACACUGCAGUCCCGUAUGAAUUUCUGGCUAUGAGAGACGUAAACAGGGACAGGAUCCAGGACGUUCUCUUUCUCUAUAAAAACACCAACAGCAGUAACAAUUUCACCAGAUCCUGUGCUGAUGAAGGCCUUUCUGCUCCCUGUGCCUUUGUGGCUGCCGUGUCAGGGGCCAAUGGCAGCGUGCUCUGGGAGAGGCCCGUAGCCCAGGAUGUCGCCCUUGCGAAGUGCGCCGUGCCGCCACAGUCGGACAGUGAGGCGGCUUCUGCCUGUAUCCUCGUGGGGAGUCUAGGCUCUUCCGUCGCCGUCAACUUAUUCACAGGGGAAACCCUGUGGAGCCACUCCAGCAGUUUAGGCGGGAACGCUUCCAUCUUGAGCCCUCUGCUCCAGGUGCCCGACAUCGAUGGUGACGGUGCCCCAGACCUACUGAUCCUCGCCCGGGAGGGCCAGGAGGUCAGCGGGGCCAUCUAUUCAGGCAGCACCGGGGACCAGAUCGGCCACAGAGGCAGCCUUGGUGUGGAUGGAGACGGAGGCGCCCUCCUCCAUGUGACCAGAACGGGUGCUCACUAUAUUCUCCUGCCGUGUGCAAGCUCCCUCUGCGGCUUCUCUGUGAAGGGUCUCUAUGAGAGAUUUACUGGGAGAGAUGGCCAGUUUAAGGAAGACUCCUACUGGGAAAACCUGCUCAAUAGCUCUGCUCACCGGAGGCUUCUGCACAGCUCUGGAGCUAUUCGCUACCUGAUGAAUGUCCCGGGGAAAGCUGGCCAGGACGUGCUCCUUGUGAGCUCCGAGGCCUGUAUGUUGUUGGAUGGACAAGAUCUGAUGCCCAGGUGGACCCUUGGUGCAACUCAGGUUCUCAGAAAACCCAUCCUUGGCCACUACAAACCAGACACCUUGGCUGUGGUCAUUGAAAAUGGAACCAGCAUUGAUAGGAAGAUCCUACUUUUGGACCUCAGUACUGGAUCUGUGCUGUGGAGCCAGCCCCUCCCAAGCCUGCCUGGGGGCCCACCAUCCACAAGCCUGAUGACGGCAGACCACCGCUCAGCCUUCUUCUUCUGGGGCCUCCAUGAGCUUGUCAGCACCAGUGAGAUGGAUCCCCAAGACACGCAGCACAGCCUGUACAUGUUCCAUCCCACCCUGCCUGGCAUCCUGCUGGAGCUAGCCAACGUGUCUGCCAACAUCGUGGCCUUCGAUGCGAUCCUGUUUGAACCAAGCCGCCACGCUGCCUAUGUGCUCCUGACGGGCCCAGCAAGCUCAGGCAUGCCUGGCCUGGUCUCUGUGAUCAAACACAAAGUUCGAGACCUUGUCCCAGGCAGUCGAGUGGUCCACCUGGGUGAAGGCAGCUCAGACAGCGACCAGGCUAUCCGGGACCGGUUCUCCCGACUACGGUAUCGGAGUGAAUUGUAGGUGGUGGUACCUGGGGCACAUGGAAAGACUCCAACUGUGACAACAAAGCCUCCUGGAAAGCUGGCUUACCCUCAGCCUCCACGCCGACCUCACCGUUUGCCCUGGUGAUCCUGGUCCUCUGGGAGCUAUGGCCUUACCAGCUAUUCCCAAGGAUGAACACCUCCAAAUCUCCUGCCUAUACCAUGUCCUCCGUCAAAGGUCUCACUGUGUGGCCCGUGUGACCUGGUCAAGGCCAGUAGGCCUCCCUGGGCCAGUAUGGGCCGAGCCAGUCCUUCAGGAAGCCCCCCACUUAGUGCCUCCUUCCCCUCUCACUCUCCACUGGAGAAGCCGCUGCUGUGGGGUGCGCUGCUCCCGACCCCCACCUGUGACGUCCGUCCCUCUCCUUCCGGCCCGGCCCUCCCUUCGUCUGCACUGUCUCUCGGGAGUCAUGGAGCCCAGAGGGUGGUGGGCCCUGGGCAGCCUCAGGGCUACACCUGGAACCUGAGACUCUGAAGCUGCUCUCCCAAAGCAGAAGGGAGCAUGUCUCCUGGAAAGUGAGCAGCACGAGUUUUGCCAGCAGAAGGGGCCUGCAGUGGAGCCUGUGGGUGCACUUGAGGGGCCUGUAGAAUACAUGCUGACUCUGUCUCUCCCCUCAGUACACUGGACCUGCUGUCUGCACACAAGUCCCUGCGCCACCACCCCCUACCCCCCCAUCCCCCGAGCACAGCAGGCACGCCCCUUUUCCUACUCUCUGGUGCUUACCUGAUGCAGGUCUCACCUUGUGCCUUGUUGCUCCUGAGGCCCAAGGGCAACAGAGCAGCUCUGCCCAGAUCCCUAGCUCUGUAGCCAAAGCAGUCCCAUGACCCUAGCCACCAUGAAAAAUAACACAAUAAAUGAUUUGCACUGAUGGGGGAAAGCCCCAGUA
Molecule: messenger RNA, 2910 nt
Organism: Peromyscus maniculatus bairdii (prairie deer mouse)
Lineage: Eukaryota; Metazoa; Chordata; Mammalia; Rodentia; Cricetidae
Gene: Fam234a
Product: family with sequence similarity 234 member A
Cellular component (GO): cell surface
Source: RefSeq, a predicted model, not a curated record